Molecule: messenger RNA, 1624 nt
Organism: Bombus pascuorum
Lineage: Eukaryota; Metazoa; Arthropoda; Insecta; Hymenoptera; Apidae
Gene: Wdr92
Product: dynein axonemal assembly factor 10
Exons: 4
Coding region: 374-1447 (357 amino acids)
Molecular function (GO): ubiquitin binding
Source: RefSeq, a predicted model, not a curated record
AAAAAUUUAAAGAAAUAUGAUAAUUAAAAAUUUCUUUUUAGCAAAAUCUUAUUCAUUAAUAACUGAAAUACUUCCCUUCUCACUGUGAAUAUGUCUAUUUCUCCCACCAUGAGAACCGGAGAAGAUACGUGUUUAUAGUUCGGCCAUUGGCCACUAGAGGUCCUCAUUCUUAGUGUAUCUUUUGGUAAACAUUUUUGACAUCGACUCAGCGAUUUCCUUAUUCCGUACUCACUACUUCCUAUUUCCUGCUCUCUAUUGAUCUUUGUUUAUGUAUACUUCAACUACUUCAGAUACGUUAAAUCAAUUGCUGUUAGAGUCUCACAAAUUUUACCUAAGAACCAAGUAAUCUUGUUGUAUAGUCAACUUCGAAAGCAUGGAUAAAUUUGAGAAACCGCAGAUGAUUUGUCAUAUCGAGAAAUCGGUAAAUUAUUCCUUAUUCGACGCAAAAUGGAUUCCGUGCAGCGCAAAAUUUGUGGUUAUGGGCUCACGACCCCGUGGUAGCGGUAUUAUACAAAUCUAUGAAGUUUCCAGCGGCGAAUUAAAUCUUGUUAAAGAUAUCGAACGAUCUCAACCGAUAAAAUGCGGAACCUUUAAAGCGUCUAGCUUAAGAGACAGAUAUUUAGCAACUGGUGAUUUUCAGGGUAAAUUGAACAUCUAUAACCUGGAAGACCCUUCGAUACCAAUUUAUACUACUGUUGCUCAUGAUGAGAUUAUAAACAGUAUCGAUGGUGUAGCUGGACAGAACAUUGGAUGCGGCGCACCGGAAUUAGUAACUGGCUCUAGGGAUGGAAGUGUUAAAGUCUGGGAUCCUAGGUUGAAAGGUCGGCCAGUUGCUGUAAUGGAACCUAAAGAGGGUGAAGAUCGUAGAGAUUGCUGGACAGUUACAUUUGGAAAUUCAUACAAUUGUGAGGAAAGAGUUGUAGCUGCUGGUUAUGAUAAUGGAGAUGUAAAAAUAUUUGAUUUGAAAGCAAUGGCUGUUUUGUGGGAAAGUAAUCUUAAAAAUGGAGUUUGUAGCAUUGAAUUUGAUAGAAAGGAUAUUCCAAUGAAUAAAUUAGUAGCUACCACUUUGGAGUCAAAGUUUUAUUUGUUUAAUUUAAAAACUCAGCAUCCUAAAAAAGGAUUUACUUAUCUAACUGAAAAGGCACAUAAUGCAACGGUAUGGUUAGUCAGACACUUGCCCCAAAAUCGUGAAAUAUUUGUUACUUGUGGUGGAGGAGGAAGCCUCUGUUUAUGGAAAUAUAAUUAUCCAGAGAAACGAAAAAUAGCAGACGCAGAUGGCAUUGACUACGGAGUCGUUGGUGAUCUAACUCUUUUACAAAACACUAUUGUUUCAUCACAACCUGUUAGUUCCCUAGACUGGAGUCCAGACAAACAGGGUUUGGCUGUUUGCACUGCGUUUGAUCAAUGUUUGAGGGUAAUUAUCACCACAAAACUUAAUACUGUCUAAGAAAAAGUAUAAAUUCAUGUUCUAAUUAAUUAUAAAAAAAUAAGAUAUUAUGUUAUUUAAUAUUAUUCAACGUGAAACGUUCAUUAUUGCAAUAGAAAUGACAUAGAACUGUAAAUAAACAUCAAUUAUCUUAAUUUAUAUAAUUUUGCGAAAUAAAAUGAGUAAAAUAAAAAUUAA